UAUUUAGGGAAAUGUUAGGGGUUAUUAUACGUAAUUAGAUUUUUAGGGUUAUUAUUUUUCUUUUUUUUACACCUCACAUUCAUAAUAAUUUUCUUGUGUUUAAUUCAUGUGCUUGUUUAUACUUUACACCCAAUUUCAGAAUAUUUAAAUGCUGUUUCGGAAGACUUUUCCCUUGUAUUUCCAUGCAAAUCUCAUCUUAAGAAUGGCAUGUACAGCUCCUCAAAAGAAGGAUAUUCAGAAAGCUAUAGUUCAUCAAGAAGGCUCACGUAUUGCUAUUUCAUUUUCUUAUGAUUUUGGUACCAAAGUUAGGAAUUUUAACUUUAAUAGAGAUCAAGAUGAGAUUCUCUCUAGUGUACUGUUGAGAAUAAAGACAAAUGUCUUGAAAUACAUGGUGAGAAGAAAGAAGAGGAAAGUUAGUGAUGAAAAUCAAUCUUCAUCACCUGUUGAUUGCUCUGUCAAACUCUGUAAGUUGUCAGAUACCAUCAACCCAGUAGUUGGGAUCCCUUUUGGCUUCGAUCACAUGAAACUGCCAGAAGUUCAUGAAGCCACCACGUGUGUUGAUGCGUUUGUCAAAGGAAGUAGAAAUCGACUGCUAUUUAUUGAGCAUCAGCCAUACAUCCUUGAUGUAAACCCUCCAACAGUAGAUUCUUUGAUGCUGCCUAACUGUAUAAUGACUGGCUUUUUAUUGUACCCCAACAAUCUUCAAAUAAGAAAUGCCAAUCGAGAAGACAGUCUUGUACAAUGGUUUUUAUCAGAGCAAACCUUUGAGAGCUAUGAGGCUGCAAAAUUGGUAGCAGCCACGGCAAAAUGGCAAGAGCUUCCUACAGGAUUCUUUCUAAAUGUGGAUGAUAGUAUGAUUGACAAGGUUAUCAAGGUGGUUGUGGUGCCUUGCAGAGAUGGCCGCCUUGGAGUUGGUACUGAGGCAAUGUCUCGCUGCCUUGUUAAGCCAGGACCUAGGUCGUGCCCCUACAAGGAUCGCCAUCAGCACACCAAGGAGCUCAGCCCAAAGGAUAGUGUUCGUGUUGUGAGCUACAAUCUACUGGCUGAUACAUAUGCCAGUACGGAGUUCAGUGCGGAAAAUCUCUUUCAGAACUGUCCUGCCUAUGCUCUGGAGAUUGAUUAUCGCAAGCAGCUCUUCAUAGACGAGAUUCUUGGUUACAAUGCAGAUGUGGUGUGCUUGCAAGAGGUUGACCUGGACGUCUUUAAGUAUGACUUAUCAUGUGUGCUGCUGCUCAAGUCUGGCCUUUCUGGAGAAUAUUCUGCCAAACCAAGCACCAAAGAGGGAUGUGCCACAUUCUAUAAUAGCGCAAAAUUCAGGCUACUGGAAAACUUAUGCUUUGGGCUCAGUGAUGAACUGCAGAACAAUGUUGUACUUGCUGACAUUUUUGCUAAAAUCAAGAAAAAUGAAAAGCUUGCUGAACGUGUCACCUCUCGCAACACAGUGCUGCAGGCUUGCGUACUGGAGUGUCUGUCAUCAAGCGAGGACCAGCGGCAGUUGCUGCUAGUGUGCAACUCUCACUUCUAUUUCCACCCUGACGCCGACCACAUCAGGCUCCUUCAGGCCGGUAUAGCCUUCACAAUCAUCGAUCAGCUCGUCGCGAGACUGGAAGCUGAAGACGGUUGCGUUGUACGUGUGCUGUUCUGCGGUGACCUGAACAGCACGCCUGACACGGGCGUGUACCAGCUCGCUACGAUGCGACAUGUGAGCGCUACGCACGUGGGAUGGAGGAGUGCUGAAGGUGAAGAGGUGGUGGGCGUGGAGUUGCGCCAGACCCUCCCUAUGGCGUCUGCCUGUGGCACGCCCAAGUACACCAACUAUGCCAUGUCAUUCCAGGGCUGUCUAGACUGGAUCUUCUACCGCACUGACUCUCUUAGAGUCGAAAAUGUGGUGCCGAUGCCUUCUGACGAGCAAGUGAAGGCCCACACCGCCCUGCCAAGCCCUCUCUUCCCUAGCGACCAUCUGGCAUUGGUAGCACAGCUAACCAUUCUAGAGAUUCAGUCGAGCGCUUGAAUCAUUUUGAUGUAAGCAAGCGCUUCAUAAUUUACCAAUUAAAUUCUGCAGCCAACUUCAUUAGAAAUGAAGUUCACAAUUCAAAGUUUUCGAAGUUGAUAUGUUGAUCCAGGAAUAAUAUUAACAGCUUCUUCUAUAUACACUGCAGGAAUCUAUCUAAACUGUUAAGACAGUUCUACCUAACCUAAAUCUUUGAUUGAGAUAGUAGUUCAUGAAAUUUGAUAGUUAAGAGUUUCACGGUGUUGUUUGUCAUUUCUAAUUUUCAGCAGUUGAGAAUGUAAUUUUCAAAGCACCUAACUUAAUAACAGUGUGGUUCGUGACUUUGGAUUCAAUUUAAUAAUUUCAUUGAUAGAUCAGCUUGAAUAAUGAGCAACGUAUGAUGUAAAUAUUUAUACUAAUUAUCAGAGAUAAGCUCUUUCCACACCCAUGUUGAAGUAGAAGGGUUUGCACCUAUUUCAAUGAAGCAUUUGAAAAUUUACUAUCAUGCAGCAUGUAAAAGUACAAUUUUCUUCAA
Molecule: messenger RNA, 2525 nt
Organism: Hyalella azteca
Lineage: Eukaryota; Metazoa; Arthropoda; Malacostraca; Amphipoda; Hyalellidae
Product: 2',5'-phosphodiesterase 12-like
Exons: 9
Coding region: 149-2011 (620 amino acids)
Biological process (GO): nuclear-transcribed mRNA catabolic process, deadenylation-dependent decay
Cellular component (GO): mitochondrion
Molecular function (GO): 3'-5'-RNA exonuclease activity
Source: RefSeq, a predicted model, not a curated record